Messenger RNA from Perkinsus marinus ATCC 50983, 228 nucleotides. RefSeq lists its product as hypothetical. Lineage: Eukaryota; Perkinsozoa; Perkinsida; Perkinsidae. The transcript is spliced from 2 exons. The coding region runs from base 1 to 228 and encodes 75 amino acids. The record is from RefSeq and is a predicted model, not a curated record.
AUGGCAUUGAACCCAGAGAAGAUCCGGCAGCGAUUCGAGAAGGCCGUAGACCUCGUGCAGAAGACCCAAGCUGGUAACGUUGCGUUUGAGAACAACUGUGAGCAGGCGUUCGGAGAGUUCAGAAUAGCAACGCUGCACAGCAAGAGGGUGCCUCAUCUGCUGGAUGAUGUCACACUGAAGGAUGAUCAACUAUUGAUUUCUAUUCUUUAUCAAUUUAUAACUCUGUGA